Sciurus carolinensis (gray squirrel) is the source of this 13553-nucleotide messenger RNA. RefSeq names its product lysosomal trafficking regulator (gene Lyst). NCBI's taxonomy places the organism in Eukaryota, Metazoa, Chordata, Mammalia, Rodentia, Sciuridae. Gene Ontology annotation, molecular function: protein kinase binding. The transcript is spliced from 54 exons. Bases 148 to 11706 code for a protein of 3852 amino acids. The record is from RefSeq and is a predicted model, not a curated record. Gene Ontology annotation, biological process: intracellular protein localization. Gene Ontology annotation, cellular component: membrane; cytosol.
GCGGCGGCGGCGGCGGCGGCUACUGGGGAUUCUCCGGGUGAGGGAGCGCGCGCGGCGGCCCUGGAGCAGGUGACUGUUUCACCUAGUUUGUGAACUCAAAUUACAUUGACUCUAAAUGUUACCAAAGUGUUAAAAGACUGCUUGGUCAUGAGUACAGACAGUAACUCAUUGGCACGUGAAUUUCUAACCGACGUCAACCGGCUUUGCAAUGCAGUGGUCCAGAGGGCAGAGGCCAGGGAGGAGGAGGAAGAGGAGACACACAUGGCAACCCUUGGGCAGUAUCUUGUCCAUGGGCGAGGAUUUCUGUUACUUACCAAGCUAAAUUCUCUCAUUGAUCAGGCAUUGACGUGCCGAGAAGAACUCCUGACUCUGCUUCUGUCGCUGCUUCCCCUGGUGUGGAAGAUCCCUGUUCAGGAGCAGCAGGCAGCAGAUUUUAAUUUGCCAUCAUCAUCUGAUAUAAUCCUGACCAAAGAAAAGAACUCAAGUUCGCAUAGAUCUACUCAGGAAAAAUUAUGUUUAGAAGGAAGUGCCCCUCCUGGUCAGGUUUCUACAAAAGUAAAUUCUUUUCGAAAAAGCAAACGACAUCGUAAAAGUACUCAUCGCUAUUCUAUAAGAGAGGCUCGAAAGACACAGCUCUCCACCUCCGACUCAGAGGGCAACUCAGAUGAGAAAAGCAUAGCAGUGAGCAAGCACAGAAGGCUCCAUGUGCUGCAGCGUUUCAUAACCCAGUCUCCUGAAGACCACCUUUCAGCUAAACUCAACUCCUCUGCAACCAAAGAGCAGGUGUCUCCUGACACCAUGGCUUUGAAAACCUCCACAGAGACUAUUCCGAGGCAGGAGUCAAACGCAGACAUUUUAAGUGAGCCAGCUGCCUUGUCUAUUCUCAGUAACAUGAAUAACUCCCCAUUUGACCUAUGUCAUGUUCUGUUGUCUUUACUGGAAAAAGUUUGUAAAUUUGACAUUACUUUGAAUCAUACUUCUGCCCUUGCCUCCAGUGUAGUGCCCACACUGACUGAAUUCCUAGCAGGCUUUGGGGACUGCUGUAAUCUAAGUGACAAGUUGGAGAGUCAAGUGGUUUCUGCAAGUUGGACCGAAGAACCUGUGGCUUUGGUUCAGCGAAUGCUCUUUCGAACAGUGUUGCAUCUCAUGUCAGUAGAUAUUAGUGCUGCAGAGGUGAUGCCAGAAAGUCUUAGAAAAAACUUAACUGAAUUGCUUAGGGCAGCUUUAAAAAUUAGAACUUGCUUAGAAAAGCAGCCUGACCCUUUUGCACCAAGACAAAAGAAAACACUACAGGAGAUCCAGGAGGGCUUUCUGUUUUCACAGUUUCGUCACAGAGCCCUUCUGUUACCUGAGCUUCUGGAGGGAGUUCUGCAGAUCCUGAUCUGUUGUCUUCAGAGUGCAGCUUCAAAUCCCUUCUACUUCAGUCAAGCCAUGGACUUGGUUCAAGAAUUCAUUCAGCAUCAAGGAUUUAGUCUGUUUGAAACAGCCGUUCUUCAAAUGGAAUGGCUAGUUUCAAGGGAUGGUGUUCCUCCUGAGGCCUCAGAACAUCUGACAGCCCUAAUAAAUAGUGUGAUGAAAAUCAUGAACACUGUGAAAAAAGUAAAAUCAGAGCAACUUCAUCACUCAGUGUGUACAAGAAAAAGACACAGACGCUGUGAGUAUUCUCACUUUAUGCAUCAUCACCGAGAUCUCUCUGGACUUCUGGUUUCGGCUUUUAAAAACCAGCUCUCCAGAAACCCCUUUGAAGAGACUGCAGAUGGAGAUGUCCAUUACCCCGAGCGCUGCUGUUGUAUUGCAGUGUGUGCACAUCAGUGCCUGCGCUUACUGCAGCAGGCUUCUCUGGGCAGCACCUGUGUCCAGAUUCUGUCAGGCAUUCACAGCGUUGGAAUAUGCUGUUGUAUGGAUCCCAAAUCUGUAAUCACCCCUUUGCUGCAUGCUUUUAAAUUGCCAGCCCUGAAAAAUUUUCAGCAACAUAUAUUGAAUAUCCUUAACAAACUUAUUUUGGAUCAGUUAGGAGGUGCAGAGAUAUCACAGAAAAUUAAAAAAGCAUCUUGCAACAUUUGUACUGUUGACUCUGACCAGCUGGUCAAGUUAGAAGAGACCCUGCAGGGCAGCUUGUGUGAUGCCCAGCCUUCCUCAGGUUCACUCAGUCCAUCUUACAGAUUUCAAGGGAUCCUGCCCAGCACUGGAUCUGAAGACUUGCUGUGGAAAUGGGAUGCGUUAGAGGCUUAUCAGAACUUUGUUUUUGAAGAAGACAGAUUGCAUAAUAUACAGAUUGCAAAUCACAUUUGUAACUUAAUCCAGAAAGGCAAUGUAGUUAUUCAGUGGAAAUUGUAUAAUUACCUAUUUAACCCUGUGCUCCAGAGAGGAGUUGAACUGGCACAUCAUUGUCAACACCUCGACAUUACUUCGGCUCGAACUCCUAUGUGUAGCCACCUGAAACAGUGUCUGCCACAGGAAGUGCUUCAGGUUUAUUUAAAAACUCUGCCUGUCCUGCUUAAAUCCAGGGUAAUUAGAGAUUUGUUUUUAAGUUGUAAUGGAAUAAAUCAAAUAAUUGAAUUAAAUUACUUAGAUGGUAUUCGAAGUCAUUCCUUAAGAGCAUUUGAAACUCUGAUACUCAGCCUAGGGGAACAACAGAGAGAUGCCUCCACUCCGGGUGUCGAUGGAUCACGUGCUGAAGAGCAGGAGCCCUCAUCCUCAAAUGCAGGGGCCCCCUCCCAUAGCCAGCAGGCUUAUUCAGAUUCUCCUCAGAGUCUCAGCAAAUUUUAUGCUGUUCUCAAAGAAGCUUAUCCAAAGAAGCGGAAGACUGUUCCCCAAGAUGUUCACAUCAAUACCAUAAACCUCUUCCUCUGUGUGGCAUUUUUAUGUGUAAGUAAAGAAGCAGAGUCUGAUAGGGAGUCCGCCAAUGAGUCAGAAGAUACUUCUGGCUACGACAGUACAGCCAGCGAGCCUUUAAGUCAUGCACUACCAUGUUUGUCUCUUGAGAGCCUUGUCUUGCCUUCUCCCGAUCGUAUGCACCAAGCAGCAGACGUGUGGUCCAUGUGUCGUUGGAUUUACAUGUUGAGCUCAGUCUUCCAGAAACAGUUUCAUAGGCUUGGUGGUUUCCAAGUAUGCCAUAAGUUGAUAUUUAUGAUAAUACAGAAAAUAUUCAGAAGUCAUGAAGAUGACCAAGGGAAAAGACAGGGAAAUAUAAAUGUGAAUGAAAACCAAGACUUCAUCAGAACUUCUCAGCAGGUGAAAGCAAUGAAGGAAGAUUUAUCAUCUUUGACUACAACACAGGACCACACACCAUCUGAUCUGCAGGGGUUAAGAAUCAGGGCUGACAGUUUAGGUGCAUCAGAAUCACAACAUAUUUCUUCCAUAAACAUGAACCCCAUUUCACCUACUGAAGCUGCUCCUGAGGAAGCAAAGGUGUUGAGGAGUCGAGAAAGUGAAACCGCACUUCAGAGCAUACGACUUUUGGAAGCUGUUCUGGCCAUUUGUCUUCAUAGUGCUAGAACCAGUCAACAAAAGAUAGAAUUGGAGUUACCUCAUCAGAACUUGUCUGUGGAAAAUAUAUUGUUUGAAAUGAGGGACCAUCUUUCCCAGUCAAAGGUGACUGAGACAGAAUUGGCAAAACCUUUAUUUGAUGCCCUGCUUCGAGUUGCCCUGGGGAACCACUUAGCAGAUUUUGAACAUAACGAAGCUGUGACUGAGAAGAGCCAUCAGUCUGAGGAAGAGUUAUCUUCCCAGCCUGGAGAUUUUUCAGAAGACGCUGAGGAUUCUCAGUGUUGUAGUUUUAAACUUCUGGUUGAAGAAGAAGGUUAUGAAGCAGACAGUGAAAGCAAUCCUGAGGAUGGCGAGACCCGGGAUGACGUGGUAGACUUGCAGCCUGAAGCAGAAGGUUUCAGUGCAUCAGUCAGUACAAAUAACUCAAUUGAAAAACUCACUCAAGGGGAAAUAAUAUAUCCUGAGAUUUGCAUGCUGGAAUUAAAUUUGCUUUCUGCUAGCAAAGCUAAACUUGAUGUGCUUGCCCAUGUAUUUGAGAGUUUUUUGAAAAUUAUCCAGCAGAAAGAAAAGAAUGUUUUUCUACUCAUGCAACAGGGAACUGUGAAAAGUCUUUUAGGAGGCUUCUUGAGUAUUUUAACACAAGCUGAUUCUGAUUUUCAAGCUUGCCAGAAAGUACUUGUGGAUCUCCUGGUGUCUUUGAUGAGCAGAAGAACAUGUUCAGAAGAGCUAACCCUUCUUUUGAGGAUAUUUCUGGAGAAAUCUCCUUGUACAGAAAUUCUUCUUCUGGGACUUCUGAAAAUUGUGGAAAACGAUGUAGCCAUGAGCCCGUCACAGUAUCUGACCUUCCCGUUGCUGCAUACCCCAAGCUUAAGCAAUGGUGUCCCACAGCCAAAGAGUCCUGGGAUUCUGAACAGCAAGGCCAUAGGCUUACUGCGAAGAGCCCGAGCUUCACGGGGCAAGGCGGAGGCCGACAGAGGAGACGUCCCCCAUCGGCUGCUUUCCUCUUGGCACAUAGCCCCAGUCCACUUGCCAUUGCUGGGACAGAACUGCUGGCCACAUCUGUCGGAAGGUUUCAGUGUUUCACUGUGGUUUAAUGUGGAGUGUACCCAAGAAUCUGAGCGUGCCACAGAGGAAGUAAAGAAAAUGAAGAAAAGAAGCAAAUCAUUAAUUGUACAAGACAGCAGUUUUGACGGAACAGAGAGCGAAAGACCAGAAGGUGCAGAGUAUACAAAUCCUGGUGCGAGACUCAUAGAAGAAGGCUGCAUUCAUUUAAUUUCCCUGGGAUCCAAAGCAUUGAUGAUCCAAGUGUGGGCUGAUCCACACAAUGGCACUUUGAUCUUUCGUGUAUGCAUGGAUUCAAAUGAUGAUAUGAAAGCUGUUUUACUAGCACAGGUUGAAUCGCAGGAAAAUAUUUUCCUCCCAAGCAAAUGGCAACAUUUAGUACUCACCUACCUCCAGCAAUCUCAAGGGAAAAAGAACGUACGUGGGAAAAUCUCCACGUGGGUCUCUGGACAGAGGAAGCCUGAUGUCACUUUGGAUUUUAUGCUUCCAAGAAAAACAAGUUUGUCAUCCGAUAGCAAUAGAACAUUUUGCAUGAUAGGCCAUAUCUUAUCAUCUCAAGAAGAGCUUUUGCAGUUGUCUGGAAAAUGGGACCUGGGAAAUUUGCUACUCUUCAAUGGAGCGAAGAUUGGUUCACAAGAAGCCUUUUAUCUGUAUGCCUGUGGACCCAACCACACAUCCAUAAUGCCAUGUAAAUAUGGCAAGCCAGUGAAUGACUGCUCCAAGUAUAUUAAUAAAGAAAUUUUGCGAUGUGAACAAAUCAGAGAACUUUUCAUGACUAAGAAGGAUGUGGACAUUGGUCUCUUAAUUGAAAGUCUUUCUGUUGUUUAUACAACUUAUUGUCCUGCUCAGUAUACCAUUUAUGAGCCAGUGAUCAGACUCAAAGGUCAGGUGAAAACCCAGCUCUCCCAAAGACCCUUCAGUUCGAAAGAAGUCCAUAGCAUCUUGCUGGACCCUCCUCAGCUGAAGAACCUCCAGCCUACUGACCUGAAAACUAUUCAAGGCGUUCUGCACGAGAUUGGCGGAGCUGGUAUAUUUGUUUUUCUCUUUGCUAGGGUUGUUGAACUGAGUGACCGUGAAGAAACUCAGGCAUUGGCUCUGCGCGUCCUGCUCUCCUUAGUUAAAUUCAACCAACAGAGGGCUCAUGAAUUAGAAAACUGUAAUGGGCUUUCUAUGAUUCAUCAGGUGUUAAUCAAACAGAAAUGCAUUGUUGGCUUUCACAUUUUGAAGGCCCUUCUUGAAGGUUGCUGCGGGGAGGACAUUAUCCACAUCGGCGAGAACGGAGAGUUCAGGUUGGAUGUAGAGUCCAAUGCUAUAAUCCAAGAUGUGAAACUGUUGGAGGAGCUCCUGCUUGACUGGAAGAUAUGGAAUAAAGCAGAGCCCGGCGUGUGGGAGACUCUGCUCGCAGCUCUGGAAGCCCUCAUCCGUGCCGAGCACCAGCAGCAGUGGUUCAACACUCAGCAGCUGCUGAAAGCCAGGGCCGUGCACCGCUUCCUGCUGACCUGUCAGGUUCUGCAGGAACACAAAGAGGGGCAGCUUACAUCCAUGCCCCGAGAGGUUUGUAGAUCAUUUGUGAAAAUUAUUGCAGAAGUCCUUGGAUCUCCUCCAGAUUUGGAAUUAUUGACGAUUAUCUUCAAUUUCCUUUUAGCAGUUCACCCUCCUACUAAUACUUACGUUUGUCACAACCCCACAAACUUCUACUUCUCUUUGCACAUAGAUGGCAAGAUCUUUCAGGAGAAAGUGCAGUCAAUCAUGUACCUGCGGCAUUCCAGCAGUGGAGGGAGAUCCCUUGCUAGCCCUGGAUUUGUGGUAAUAAGCCCGUCUGGUUUUACUGCUUCACCACCUGAAGGAUAUAGUUCCUCCACGGUUAUUCCACAACCGAUGGCUGCCCACUUGCCGCGGUCCAGAAGCCUGCCAGCUUUUCCUACUUGUCCACAAAUGCAGCCAUUAAAACGAACUGGAAGUUUGGGUUGUCAUAUUGACAAGUUACAAAACAUAGAUACUUAUGUUGCUCCCCAGCCAGAGACACAGAAUCCUUUGGGGGAGUUUGAUAUGCUGAAAAUAGGCAAAGAGGAUCCUUUCAUCAGUAGCUGUGAGUCUGCCAAAACUGUCUGUGAAGUGGAAGCUACUCUUGCAGCCCAAAACUAUGCCAGUGUUGUCCCAAAAGGAACUCUGGGAUCUCCUGUGGUCAGAGUAGAUCCCAAAGACCUAGGAGCAGAACCCCGGUCAGAGGAUGAUAGCCCUGGGGAUGAGUCCUGCCCACGCCGACCAGACAACCUGAAGGGACUAGCCUCGUUCCAGCGAAGCCACAGCACUAUUGCAAGCCUUGGGUUGGCUUUCCCUUCCCAGAAUGGAUCUGCAGCUGUGGGCCGUUGGCCAAGUCUCAUUGACAGGAGCACUGACGACUGGGAACACUUGGCCUUUUCUCUUGGCUAUGAGUCAAACUACAGCCGUGCUAUAAGUACUCACAGUGUGACUGAAGACUGUUUGGUACCCAUAUGCUGCGGACUCUAUGAACUCUUAAGUGGGGUUCUCCUCAUCCUGCCUGAUGUCAUGCUGGAAGAUGUGAUGGACAGUCUUAUUCAAGCAGACACGCUCCUAGUCCUCGUUAACCACCCGUCGCCAGCUAUACAACAAGGAGUUAUUAAACUGUUACAUGCAUAUUUUAAUAGAGCAUCUAAGGAACAAAAAGAUAAAUUUCUGAAGAAUCGUGGCUUUUCCUUGUUAGCCAACCAAUUGUAUCUUCAUCGGGGGACUCAGGAAUUGUUAGAAUGCUUCAUUGAGAUGUUCUUUGGUCGACGUAUUGGCCUUGAUGAAGAAUUUGAUCUGGAAGAUAUAAAGAACAUGGGACUUUUUCAGAAGUGGACUGUCAUUCCUAUUCUGGGACUAAUAGAGACCUCUCUGUAUGACAACAUACUCUUGCAUAAUGGUCUUUUACUACUUCUCCAAAUUUUAAAUUCUUGUUCUAAGGUAGCAGACAUGUUGUUGGAUAAUGGUCUGCUCUAUGUGUUAUGUAACACAGUAGCAGCCUUGAAUGGAUUAGAAAAAAACCUUCCUGUGAAUGAAUACAGAUUGCUUGCCUGUGACAUACAGCAACUUUUCAUAGCAGUGACGAUUCACGCGUGCAGUUCCUCGGGCCCACAGUAUUUUAGAGUUAUUGAAGACCUUAUUGUGCUCCUUGGAUAUCUUCAAAAUAGCAAAAACAAGAGGACACAGAAUAUGGCUGUUGCACUGCAGCUUAGAGUCCUCCAGGCUGCCAUGGAAUUUAUAAGGAGCACUGCGAAUCAUGAUUCUGAAAACCUUAUAGAUCCAUGCCAGUCACCUUCUGCUCCCCAUCAUAUAGUGUUUCAAAAGCGGAAGAGCAUUGCUGGUUCAAUUCCAAUGAAGGGUUCCAUUAUUCCUCAUCCGCCAAGACGUCAUUUUGGUUCCUAUGGCCAGCUUCCGAUGCCCUUCUCCUUCAACCCAUUAAAUCAAGAGUCCCCCGCCACGUUUCCUCCUGGAUGCGCUACCUGUGUGCUACCCCCCCGAGCAGGUCCUAGAAAAUAUUCCCUGGCUCAAACGGAAUCUCUUCUGACAAAAAUGCGCUCAGUGGCCAGUGACGAGCUCCACACCAUGAUGCAAAGGAGAAUGAGCCAGGAGAACCCGAGCCAGGCCACUGAGGCCGAGCUCGCCCAGAGGCUGCAGAGGCUCACUGUCCUGGCAGUCAACAGGAUUGUGUACCAAGAGCUUAAUUCAGACAUUAUUGACAUCUUAAGAACUCCAGAAAAUGCAACUCAAAGCAAGACCUCAAUUUCUCAGAUUGAAAUUUCUGAGGAAAAUAUACAUCAUGAACAGCCUUCUGUUUUCAAUCCAUUUCAAAGAGAGAUGUUCACCUACCUGGUUGAGGGAUUCAAAGUGUCUAUUGGUUCAAGUAAAGUCAGUGGUUCUAAGCAGCAGUGGACUAAAAUUUUGUCAUCUUGUAAGGACACCUUCCGAAUGCAGCUUGGAAGACUACUUGUGCAUAUUUUAUCACCAGCCCACACUGCACAAGAGAGAAAGCAAAUAUUUGAAAUAGUUCAUGAACCAAAUCAUCAGGAAAUACUUCGAGACUGUCUCAGCCCAGCCCUACAACAUGGAGCCAAGUUAGUUUUGUAUUUGUCAGAGUUGAUACAUAAUCACCAAGAUGAGUUGACUGAAGAAGAACUAGACACAGCAGAACUGCUUAUGAAUGCUUUAAAAUUAUGUGGUCACAAGUGCAUCCCUCCCAGUGCAUCAUCAAAACCAGACCUUAUUAAAAUGAUCAAAGAGGAACAAAAGAAAUAUGAAACUGAAGAAGGUGUGAACAAAGCUUCCUGGCAGAAAACAGUUAAUAAUAAUCAGCAAAGUCUCUUUCAGCGUCUUGAUUCAAAAUCAAAGGAUAUAUCUAAAAUAGCUGCAGAUAUCACACAGGCAGUGUCUCUUUCCCAGGGAAUUGAGAGAAAAAAGGUGAUCCAGCACAUCAGAGGAAUGUACAAAGUUGACCUAAGUGCCAGCAGACACUGGCAGGAGCUCAUUCAGCAGCUGACCCAUGACAGAGCUGUCUGGUAUGACCCCAUCUACUAUCCAACCUCAUGGCAGUUGGAUCCCACAGAAGGGCCAAACCGAGAGAGGAGACGUUUGCAGAGAUGUUACUUAACUAUUCCAAAUAAGUAUCUCCUGAGAGAUAGACAAAAAUCAGAAGAUGUGGCCAAACCGCCACUCUCUUACCUAUUUGAAGACAAAACUCAUUCUUCUUUCUCUUCUACUGUCAAAGACAAAGCUGCAAGUGAAUCUAUAAGAGUAAAUCGAAGGUGUAUCAGCGUUGCACCCUCUAGAGAGACAGCUGGUGAAUUGUUGUUAGGUAAAUGUGGAAUGUAUUUUGUGGAAGAUAAUGCUUCUGAUACAGUCGAAAGUUCGAACCUUCAGGGAGAGUUAGAACCAGCAUCAUUUUCCUGGACAUAUGAGGAAAUUAAAGAAGUUCACAAGCGUUGGUGGCAACUGAGAGAUAAUGCUGUAGAAAUCUUUUUAACAAAUGGCAGGACACUUCUGUUAGCAUUUGAUAACACCAAGGUUCGUGAUGACGUGUACCACAGUAUACUCACAAAUAACCUACCAAACCUUCUGGAAUAUGGCAACAUUACUGCUCUGACAAACCUGUGGUAUACUGGACAGAUUACCAAUUUUGAAUAUUUGACUCACUUAAACAAACAUGCUGGCCGAUCCUUCAAUGAUCUCAUGCAGUAUCCAGUGUUCCCAUUUAUCCUUGCUGACUACAUCAGUGAGACCCUUGACCUCAGUGAUCCCUCUAUCUAUAGAAAUCUCUCUAAGCCUAUAGCUGUGCAGUACAAAGAAAAAGAAGACCGCUAUGUGGACACAUACAAGUAUCUGGAGGAGGAGUACCGCAAAGGAGCCAGGGAGGAUGACCCCAUGCCCCCCGUGCAGCCCUAUCACUACGGCUCCCACUACUCCAACAGUGGCACUGUGCUCCACUUCCUGGUCAGGAUGCCUCCUUUCACCAAGAUGUUCUUGGCCUACCAAGAUCAAAGUUUUGACAUUCCAGACAGAACUUUUCAUUCUACAAAUACAACUUGGCGCCUCUCGUCUUUUGAAUCCAUGACAGACGUGAAGGAGCUUAUCCCAGAGUUUUUCUAUCUUCCCGAGUUCUUAGUUAACCGUGAAGGUUUUGAUUUUGGUGUGCGCCAGAAUGGUGAACGGGUUAAUCAUGUCAACCUUCCCCCGUGGGCUCGAAACGAUCCUCGCCUUUUCAUCCUCAUCCACCGGCAGGCUCUGGAGUCUGACCACGUGUCCCAGAACAUCUGUCACUGGAUUGACUUGGUGUUCGGGUACAAGCAGAAGGGGAAGGCUUCUGUCCAAGCCAUCAAUGUUUUCCAUCCUGCUACAUAUUUUGGAAUGGAUGUCUCUGCAGUUGAAGAUCCAGUUCAGAGACGAGCCCUAGAGACCAUGAUAAAAACCUAUGGGCAGACCCCUCGUCAGCUGUUCCACACGGCCCACGCCAGCAGACCUGGAGCCAAACUCAACAUUGAAGGAGAGCUCCCAGCUGCCGUGGGGCUGUUAGUGCAGUUUGCUUUCAGGGAGACCCGGGAGCAGGUCAAAGAAAUUACUUGUCCGAGCCCUUUGUCGUGGAUCAGAGGCUUAAAGUGGGGGGAGUACGUGGGCUCCCCGAGUGCUCCUGUGCCUGUGGUCUGCUUCAGCCAGCCCCACGGAGAACGAUUUGGUUCUCUCCAGGCGCUGCCUACCAGGGCAAUCUGCGGUUUGUCCCGAAAUUUCUGUCUUCUGAUGACUUACAGCAAGGAACAAGGUGUGAGAAGCAUGAACAGUACUGACAUUCAGUGGUCGGCCAUCCUGAGUUGGGGAUAUGCUGAUAAUGUCUUAAGGUUGAAGAGUAAGCAAAGCGAGCCGCCAGUGAACUUCAUACAGAGCUCACAGCAGUACCAGGUGACUAGUUGUGCGUGGGUGCCCGACGGUUGCCAGCUCUUCACCGGGAGCAAGUGCGGUGUGAUCACGGCUUACACGAACAGGUUCACCAGCAGCACGCCAUCAGAGAUAGAAAUGGAGACUCAGAUACACCUCUAUGGGCACACGGAAGAGGUCACCAGCUUGUUUGUCUGCAAACCGUACAGCAUAAUGAUAAGCGUGAGCAAAGAUGGGACCUGCAUCCUGUGGGACUUAAACAGGCUGUGCUAUGUACAAAGUCUGGCAGGACACAAAAGCCCUGUCACGGCCGUCUCUGCCAGUGAAACCUCGGGGGACAUUGCUACUGUGUGUGACUCAGCUGGCGGAGGUAGUGACCUCAGGCUCUGGACAGUGAAUGGGGACCUCGUGGGACACGUGCACUGCAGGGAGAUCAUUUGCUCGGUGGCCUUCUCCAAUCAACCUGAGGGGAUAUCCAUCAAUGUCAUUGCUGGGGGACUAGAAAACGGAAUUGUGAGGCUGUGGAGCACGUGGGACCUGAAGCCCGUGAGAGAAAUCACAUUUCCCAAAUCAAAUAAGCCUAUUGUGAGCCUCACGUUUUCUUGUGACGGCCACCACUUGUACACUGCAAACAGCGACGGGACGGUGAUCGCCUGGUGUCGCAAGGACCAGCAGCGCAUGAAGCAGCCCAUGUUCUACUCCUUCCUCAGCAGCUAUGCCGCAGGGUGAGCGAGGAAGCUGUGCGUUCUCCAGAGCACCUGACUCCAGGGGGAUGGUCAGCUUCGCCAGGGCAGGAAGGAGGCCGAGCCCGUAGAAAUGGAUGACCAGACAGGUCCUUUGAAUCACCACAGCAUCUGUCCGUCUGCACAGAAUUCCAAAGCCUCCCCAGGCCCUGAGAGGCAAGCCCUGUCCUCCUCUAGUGAUGCUGUGGAGUUGUGUGGUGCGCACCAGCCAACCAGCCAAGGCCCGCGUGGUCUACUGAAUCAUGUUCCUAAAGUGUUUUCCCACAGAGGUAUUCUGAAGAAAAGAUCAGGGUCACUGGGAUUUCAAUUGACUAGCUAAUUAUUUACACAACAUACUCUAAAAAUUAGAUUUGAAAAGCUUUCUGCCUUGAGAUACCACCUCCCCACACACACUCCAAAACAUGGAGAGAGAAAAAGAUAAGGUUUUUCAGGACUAAGAAUUGCUUUCUUGGAGAAGCAGAUGAUUCAGUAGGUGCCUCUGCACCAAGCGUUCUGUGGACUAACUGAAUACUAAAAGUAAACUACUAAUGAAUCUCAACUUCUGACCAUUUUUGCUGGUUGCCACCUUAGGUCAAGGGAGAAACAGAAUUUUUCAAAAGCCAUGAACAAGAAUAUGUUCAUCUUCAAUUUCAGACACAUUCUGUUUCUUCAUGAAAUUCUUACUUAAAAUCCAUAACACUAGAUAUUGAACAUCCUUAGCUGAGUCACUAAGGAUCACACACAGUGGUGACUUUUUUAAUGUCUGCCAUUAGCAAAGCCAUUUACAGAGCUUGGAACACCCACCCAGCUUGUGGUGGAAAGCCUCUGCGAUGCACGUGCGCACAGGCCUCCGUCCAGCUGGGGCAGAGCACUCAACCAGUGCACGUGGACCAUCUUCCUCGGAACACAACUUCAGAAGAAAAGGAGACAGGUUAUGUCCUUGAGACAAGCAAAGUGACUCUAGGAAGCCAUUUUCACUGUGUUCUGAAUAACCUCUGCCAUCUGAAAAUUCUAGGAGCAGGAUAAAGCUGUUCCACAGCAGACUUACAUACCAUGGAGAUGCAGUCCUAAACAUUUUGGAGUAGUUCAUCUCCGCCACGCAGUGACAGCUAUGUUUUACUUGGGGUGCUGCUUUAGUGGCUUCAAAAACUGCAAAAAUAGGCUCAAAAUAUGUUACCAUGGGUUAAAAAUCUAUAUUCCUGCCUGAGAAUUACUUGCACAUUUGUUCAUAUGAUGUUUACAGAACUGCUUUUGUAACUUCCAGACUUUCUAAAACAUUCUGCUUAAAAACUAUAAAACACAAUUCCAGAGUCUCUGCUGUGGAACUGGGCACAAGGGGAGGCUCGUGGCCAUGCGCACCUUCAGCCUUGAACUUAGCGGGGUACACUGCAGUCAUGGUGUGCACGGGCCCAGUAUCUGUCCUGCGGUCCACGUGAGUGCAGAGAUGAGACUAUUCCUAUUCACAUUGAAGUGAUCUGCUUUGUUUAAAGAAAUUUGCAGCUAUUGUCUAGCUUCCAUUUUUUUACUGAGAACUUUAAAUUACUCUCCUAUUAGAACAGGGUUGCUACUCAGUCUUUUUUUUUUUUAGUGCUGGAUUUCAUCAUUUAUCUAAAGAGGAAAUAUGCAAAAUAACUGGUCUUGUUAAGAGUGCAAUAUUCUAUUUUUAUGUAAAAAUAAAAAUUAAUUGGGGGGGAUUAUUUAUUCAGCAUGAAACCUAAUAUGUAUAUGUUGAACACACUUCACAAUGUGCAUGUUGUAGCAAACAUUCCUGUACAUUACCACAAGCUCUGCUACCUUUGUAUACACUGCCACUUCAUUUCGGGAAUAAAUUUCAUAAAAAUGGAUUUAAAUACC